UCUGGGGGCGUGGACCUGGGCGGGUCCAGGGGCGGGGCCCCGCCGGGCUCGCUCAGGCUUGGUCCCGCGGUGACGGCGGCGGCGGCGGCGGCGGCAAGGACUGGCGUCCGGGCGCCUAGGCUAGCGGAGCCUGAUCCCGGGGGAGCGCACACCAGGCUCACACCCCCCUGCUUCCCACUUCUUGAGCAGGGUCUGCCGCAUGUGAUGAAAGUAUCUACGCUCAGGGAAAGCUCUGCUAUGGCUUCCCCAGCGCCCCGGGAGAUGGAGGAGGAGCCGGUGCCUGCUGGCUCCGACCCAGGUGACCCUCCGGCCAAACCCCCCGUCAAGCCCAAACCCCGGGCCCUACCUGCCAAGCCAGCCCUGCCUGCAAAACCCAGCCUGCUGGUGCCUGUUGGGCCUCGGCCUCCCCGGGGUCCCCUGGCUGAGUUGCCUUCUGCCAGGAAGAUGAACAUGCUAGCAGGACCCCAGCCCUAUGGUGGCAGCAAGCGGCCCCUUCCCUUUGCACCAAGGCCUGCAGCUGAGGCCCCUGCUGGAGGAGAAGCCACCCAAGAGCCUGAGAAAGAGGAGCUGCCUCCUUUGACACCUCCAGCUCGAUGUGCUGCCCCAGGGGGCGUGAGGAAGGCUCCUGCCCCUUUCCGUCCAGUCUCAGAGCGCUUUGCAGCCACCACAGUGGAAGAGAUCCUGGCCAAGAUGGAGCAGCCAAGGAAGGAGGUCCCUGCUAGCCCUGAUCGCCUCUGGGGCUCCCGCCUCACCUUUAACCAUGAUGGCAGCUCACGAUAUGGCCCCAGGACCUACGGCAUGGCCCCUGGCCUUAGGGAUGAGGAUGGCAGGACCCUGUCCAGGGGAUGGUCGCAAGAGGGGCUGGCAAAGUCUCCCGCAGAGUGCCAGCAAGAACACAACAAGACCCCUGAGAAGAGGAUCCUCCCUUCUGACCUGGCUGUCAAUGGAGACCUGGCUAACCCAGCCAACUCUGAGCCACCUGCUACUGUUUCCAAGCCCCAGGUCCCCUCAAGUCCAGGUCCUGCUUCAGAGAAUGGAGACUCUGGCAGCCCAGACCUCCCUGCUGAAGCCUCAGGCCCUGGUGUGGGUCCUGUCCAUCUUCACUUGCCCGAUGAGAGCUCUCUCUGCCACUGUCAGCUUCCUGAAGCCCAGAGUCUCGCAGCUUCUGAGACUUCGCCUUGCCUGCCCACAACUCCAGCAUCCCCAAGUGCAGCCAUGGCUGAUGAGGGCCCCUGUCAUACCCCUAGCCUGGGGCUCCCUGCUGAGGGAGCCCCAGAGGACCCCAGACCUAGCAGCCCUUCCCUUGAGGAGAUCUCAGGGUCCCACAGCCCAGAGCAGCCCCCAGCCGCCUCAGACCGGCCCCGGAUCGAGGGGAGUGAGUUGCUGGAUCCCCCUCGGACGUUUCCAUCUAGGGAGGAAGAGGCAUCCAAAGGUGAUGCGGCCCUCCACCCCAGCAGCCUGGCUCAGCGCCGAUUCUCUGAAGGUGUACUCCGGCCACCCGGCCAGGACCAGGAGAAGCUGGGAGGCUCCCUGGCUGCACUGUCUCAAACCCAGGGGAGCCAAUCAUCCCUGGAUUGUCCCUUUGGGACAGAGUCCAACUGGAGCUUGUCAGAAUCCUUUGAAUGGACCUUUCCCACACGGCCGUCUGGUCUGGGAGUAUGGAGGUUGGACUCCCCACCUCCUUCCCCCAUCACUGAGGCUAGUGAGGCAGCUGAGGCCGCUGAGUCUGGCAGUUGGGCUGUGUCUAGCAGGGAAGAAGGAAUGUCCCAGCAGGGGCAAGGGACAAGGUCAGCUCUAGGGGGGCCAGGAAGGCCUAGUUCCUGGGUGCAAGGGGAAGAUUCAGACAUCUCCCCGACCCAGAAGGGCGAUGGAGAGAGUCAGCCUCAGUCCCCAGUUGUUCCCCUUGAGGCCCUCCCUACAUCUGGGGGUGCACCUGCAGUGUCCUUGCUGCAGGCAGAGGAAAGAUACGAAGACCGUGAGCCCUUGGCUGGAGAGGAGUCUCCCCUCCCUCUGCCCAUCAGGGAGGCAGCCCUGCCCAUCCUGGAGCCAGUCCUGGGGCAGCAACAGUCAGCACCCCCUGACCAGCCCUGUGUCCUCUUUGCUGAUGCCCCUGGUCCUGGGCAGGCUCUGCCUGUUGAGGAGGAAGCCAUGACUCUAGCUCAGGUCGAGACCACUCAACUCAGGACAGAGGCACAAGACUCCUAUAGGGCGUCUCCUGAGCCUACAGGCCCAGAAAACAGCUCUCGCUGGUUGGAUGACCUCCUGGCUUCGCCACCACCCAGCUCUGGCGGCACAAGGCGGGGAACAGGCUCUGACCUGAAGGACACACAGUCCCCUGGUACCUGCUCUGAGGGUCUCCUUGGCUGGGCCCAGAAAGAUCUGCAGAGUGAAUUUGGGAUCACAGCAGAUCCACACCCCAGUGGUUUCAGCCCUUCUAGCUGGUGCCCAAGUGCUUCUCAGGACUAUGGUCUUGGGGGUUUAAGCCCUAGAGGAGACCCAGGCCUUGGAGAGAGGGACUGGGCCAGCAAGUAUGGGCAAGGAAUGGGGAAAGGAAACACCAGGGAGUGGGCCAGCAGGUGUGGCAUCGACCAGGAGGAGGUUGAAGCCAGCAGUGGCCAAGACCAGAGUGAAGUGUCUGCCCUUGGGGGACUCCCAGCCCAGGACCUGGUUGUUGGAAAGCCAGCCCAGCUUGGCAUUCAGCGGAACCAGGAAGUGGACGUCCAGGACUGGGAGUUCAGAAGGAGGGAUUCCCAAGGCACUUACUCCAGUCGAGAUGCGGAACUCCAGGACCAAGAAUUUGGGAAGAGAGACUCGCUGGGUACUUACAGCAGUAGAGAUGUAAGCCUGGGAGACUGGGAAUUUGGGAAGAGAGAUUCUCUGGGUGCUUACACCACCCAGGAUGAUGAUGACCAGGGUCAGAAGUCAGGGAGGAAGGACCACCUGGGCAGGUACAGCAGCCAGGAUGGUGAGGAGCAGUGCCGGGAGUUUGAGAAGAGAAAUUCUUCACUUGGCACCUAUGGCAGCCAGGGCGCAGAACCUCAGGACCAGGAGUUCGGGAAGAGUGCUUGGAUGAUGGACUACAGCAGCGGUAGCAGCUCCAGGACCCUCGGCACCCAGGAUAGGGGCUUCGGAAUGAGAGCCCUGAGCUCCGGCUUCAGCCCCGAGGAAGCCCAGCAACAGGAUGAGGAAUUUGAGAAGAAGGUUCCGAGCGGUGAAGACAGCCUUAGUGAGGCCAGUGGGGAUGCAGGCCGACCAGAAGAGAGAGAUUUGGGGGGCUUAUUCAGCCCCACCACCCCCCAGUUGCGGGAUGGGGCACCUGGGCCCAGAGAGCAGACCACCUGGCAAGAUGACAAGGCCCUCCAGGAGGUGGGGAGGCUGCAGGAGAGGCAGCAGACAGGGGCUCAGAGCCCUGGUGAUGCUGGCCUGGAAGACAGGGAGAGGGGGAAGCCAGGCUGGGCCAGUGAGUUCAGUCUCGGUGUUGCCCCCCAGCCAGAGGUGGCAUUUAGCCCACGGCCGCAGGGCUGGAGCGGGGACGUCUGUAUUGAGGCCACUGAGAGGAGCUAUCAGUUUGGCAUCAUUGGCAAUGACAGAGUGAGUGGUGCUGGCCUGAGCCCUUCCAACAAGAUGGGAGGUGGUCACUUUGUGCCUCCUGGGAGGACCACGGCCGGGCCUGUGGACUGGACUGAUCAGCUGGGUCUCAGGAACUUGGAAGUGUCCAGCUGUGUGGGUUCAGGGGGCUCAAGUGAGGCCAGGGAAAAUACUUUGGGACAGAUAGGCUGGUCAGACAACCUGGGGUUGAGAGACGUGGAGCUGGCCAGCUGUUUGGAAAGUGGAGGGUCGGAAGAGCCCCGGGGGAUCAGAGGUGGGGAGGACUGGACUUCUGAUGUUGGGGUGAGGAACAGAGAUUUGGCUGAGGUGGGAGAAGUGGGCCAUAGCCAGGCCAGGGGGAGUGGCGUGGGGCAGACUGACUGGUCAGGUGUGGAGGCUGGAGAGUUCCUUAAAUCAAGAGAGCGUGGAGUCGGACAGGCAGACUGGACCCCUGACCUCAGACUGAGAAACAGCCUUGGAGAGCCCAGAGAGCUGGGGGUGGGUCAGAUGGAGUGGGGUGAUAGCUUGGGUUUGAGGAAUUUGGAGGUGCCCUGUGACCUGGAGUCUGGAGGUUCCCAGGAGCCACGGGGAUGUGGAGUGGGGCAGACAGACUGGGCCCAGGAAUUGGGGUCCCGGAAUGUGGAGCUCUUCGGGGCUCCAAGUGAAGCCAGGGAGCGUGGGGUGGGAGAGGUCAGCCAGUGCCCAGAGCUUGGCUCUGGGAAUGGCAGUAGCUUGUCCCCUGGCCUGGAGACUAGAGACCUCUUGGUGGGCAGGGAGCUGGGGGUCGGCGAGACGAAUGAGCUGGAGAUCCAGGGUGAGGACAGCUCUUUGCCUUCCUUGGAGACUGACCCUGAAGACCCCAGAAUGGAGAUAGGAGAAGCCUCCAGCUUUGGAACCAGCCCCGAUGGGUGUCCAGCCCGCUCCCCGCCCUCUGGCUCCCAGAGCCUGCUGGGGGAGAUGCUGGCCUGGCGGGAGUCAGCAGCCUCAGGCCUCAGGGUCCAGCUGGAGGAGGAAGGUGCCACAGCAGGUGCUGACCAAGAGGCGCCUCAGGAGCCUGGCAGGGACCCUCUGCUCACCUGGAGGCCACAGCCUGAUGGUGAAGCCAGCUGGUCAGAAGAUAUGGAUGGCACUGGGGACCCUUCAGGGCCUGAGCGGGGUGUGCAAGGGUCGGCCCAGACGCCUCAGUGCCCCUCCCGAGGCCCUCUGCUCAGUGCCCCCAGUCAGGAUUUCUCCUUCAUUGAGGACACCGACCUCCUUGACAGUGCCAUGUACCGGAGCCGUGCCAACCUGGGGCGUAAGCGUGGGCACCGGGCUCCAGCCAUCCGGCCUGGAGGUACCCUGGGCCUGUCAGAGGCAGCAGACUCAGAUGCGCGCCUGUUCCAGGACUCCACGGAGCCACGGACUGCUCGGGUGCCAUCUUCUGACGAAGAGGUAGUGGAGGAGCCUCAGAGCCGCCGGACGCGGAUGUCCUUAGGCACCAAGGGACUGAAAGUCAACCUCUUUCCUGGCCUGAGCCCGUCAGCCCUCAAGGCUAAGCUGCGCUCCCGGAACCGCUCAGCUGAGGAGGGGGAGCUGGCGGAGAGCAAGUCGAGCCAGAAGGAGUCCGCAGUGCAGCGUUCCAAGUCCUGCAAAGUCCCGGGGCUGGGGAAGCCCCUUGCGUUACCUCCCAAGCCAGAGAAGUCCUCAGGGUCAGAGGGAUCAUCACCCAACUGGCUGCAAGCCCUGAAGCUGAAGAAGAAGAAGGUCUGAGAGUCACUGAGAGUGACAUGCUUGAGGAAGAGUUCCGAAAACUAUUGAGGAUGAUUCAACGUCUCCUGGUUUUACUCCCGAACCGCCCAAGGAGAAAAUAAGAAGACAAGAACAUUUCUUUUUCUAAAUUGGUGUCAUAGUAUGAUAUUGUAUUGUUACAGUGCAGCGUAAUUACAUUUCAGGAGAGAAUAUGUAGCUCAAAACACUGAGCUAGGUGGAGGGCAGAGGGCACGAUUCUCAAGAAUCAUGGGCUGAUCUGAUUGUGGGUUAUGUCAGCCCCUUUGUUGAGGGGUCUUCUCCCCUCAAAGCUGUAAGAUUCUUGGGAUAGAAAUGCCAGAUGUCACGGAGGCCUGGAAGAAGGAGAGAGGUCUGGCUCAGCCUGUGGGGUCUGCGUCCCCAAGGCAGGGCUGGAAGCCAGCAAUGGGGCUUAAGAGCCUGUUCAGACAGAGGAGCAGCAGGUGUCCACCAGAGGUCAGCAUCACCUAGCGUCAGAGGCGCAGCGGAGGGCCACGAGGGCCCCAAAGCCAGUGUGAUACUCCCAGGCCCCCAACAGUCUCAAGAAUAGGGGACGCUGUACCACUAGCCUCGGCCUUCUUGGCAAAGGGUAGGUUGCCACUGGGUACCUGUUGGGCCUUGGGACUGAGCGGUAACUCACCGGCUCAGCAGAGGCAGCUGCCCCUCUGUACUUACACAAAGCUCUGGGCUGGCAGAGCAGCCAUUUUCCACACUUCAAGAAACUAAGAUGAGAAGUAUCACUAGAAAAGAACAAGAAAAAAAAAUACGACUUUACAAUUGUUCAAGAUCCUGAACUGUUUACGGUGGUGGAUAAGAUUGCAGAUCCCAGAACCCCCCCACCUCCAGGUUUGAAUACCUCCUGCAAUACUUAGAGAUGAACUCAGACACAUGUCUUACUCCUGAAAACAAUAUCCGUUAUUCCUAUUUAUUCGAUGGUCUCUACAGCUAGGGCUAUGGUGAGGGUUAAAUGAGACCGUUGUAAUAGGCAGUGUUUACUGAGCAUUUGCUCUGUGCCAGGCAUGGCCUGAGUCUUUAUCUAGUAUCCUCAUAAUUCUGACAACUGCUGUGCGGUCACCUCCAUGUCACAGUCAAUGAAACUGAGGCUUUUUUUUUUACCUCCAGAGUUCACUUUUUAAAAUCAACAUCCUUUGCUAGAAUAGUGCCUGUCAACCUAGAGUAAGCACUGAAAUACCAGCCAUUGCGUUAUUAACUCACUGCUUCUUUUCUCAGUGUUAUUGUGGACUUACUUAAGACAUGAUCUCUGUGUUUACAUUGCAUAAUCAAAAAGGACACUGGUCUUGAAAAUUAUCCUUUUACAGUUGUAGCUGUGAGCCUACGUGCAUUUUUCUUCACUUAGUCUCUCUCUCCUGCAGACAGACAGAGGGAGGAGGCGAGAGCAGGCUCUAUUUUGGAGUUUUUUCUUGCUGUCCUCUUUAGUAACACAAAAUUCAGGUCAUAUUUGAGGGCAGAAGCAGGGCCCUGAGUGGGGAAACUACACCCCAAAUGGAGAGCUUUUGGGUUGUUACAAGCAAAGUUAAGAGUUCAAAUCCUAUCUCUGUUACUCAGAAUGGACGUGACCCUGAACCAGGGAUGGAAAUCUCUGAACCUUGGUUUACCAAUCUGUAAAAUGAGGAUCAUAACAUAAAUUAUCUUUUGGCGUUUUUGAGAAAAAUUAUGGGAAAAAUCAUGUGAGUGUGCUUACACUAUAAUAUAAUAAUUUUAUAAUAAUAUAAGCCUGAUAAUAAUCUUACCUAUUAGGAUACUAUAAGCUUUACCUGAGAACUGGUAUUUGGGUUCAUAUCAGGUUCUAGCUUAGGGAAGGCAGAAAUCUCAUCUCUCUGUGAUACUGCCUUGUGGCAAACUCACUGUGAUUAGAAGAUUUAAAUCAAGUACUCGCUUUGAUACAAGUCUUUGGUCUGGAAAAUUGCAUCUGUUUUCUAAUGAACCCACCCAUUGCAACCCAUCCUCAAAGAUGCCUCCAAGAGUAAGCGCCCUGAAGCUUCCAUCUGAUUCCUCAGCUCAGUGAGUUCUGCAAGGAACAUAACAUUGGCCACACAUACGAUUUUAAUUUUUCCAGUAGCCACAUCAUUAAAAAAGCAAAAUAAACAAAAGAAGUAAAUGUCACUUUAAUGAUGUGUUGUAGUUAUUUCAGUAUAUCCAGAAUAUUAUCUCUUCGACAUGUACAUGUAAUCAAUAUAAAAAUUACUAAUGAUCAGGGCACAGUGGCUCAUGCCUGUAAUCCUAGUACUCUGGGAGGCCAAGGUGGGUGGAUUGCCUGAGCCCAGGAGUUUGAGAUCAGCUUGAGGAAGAGCCAGACCUCAUCUCUAAAAAAAUAGCAGGGCAUUAUGGCCUGUAGUCCCAGCUACUUGGAAAGUUGAGGCAAGAGGAUUGCUUUGAGCCUAAGAGUGUAAAGGUGCUGUGAGCUAUGAUGCCAUGGCACUCU
Nycticebus coucang (slow loris) is the source of this 7795-nucleotide messenger RNA. RefSeq names its product tankyrase 1 binding protein 1 (gene CNOT12). Gene Ontology annotation, biological process: cellular response to ionizing radiation; double-strand break repair. Gene Ontology annotation, cellular component: nucleus; heterochromatin. Lineage: Eukaryota; Metazoa; Chordata; Mammalia; Primates; Lorisidae. The transcript is spliced from 12 exons. The record is from RefSeq and is a predicted model, not a curated record. Bases 205 to 5337 code for a protein of 1710 amino acids.